GCACCCCUCGUCGCCGGCCGACCUAUCAUACCCCUCACGCUCGAUGUCGAUGCCAGUCACCUCACCCACCACACGCUGGAUGUCCCCACCGCCAGUUUACGACAAUAGACUUAAUGUACCCGGAUCGAACAACAAGCUCACACCUUACCUUCAGCUUCCACAUCUGCUCUCCUUGACAUGGCUCGCGUAUCCGAUUCUCUCGCUCAUUUUCAUCGUCUUUCGGCUUCAAAUUUCGUCGGACUCUGCGCAAACUUCGAUAGCGAAUGCGAAGGACGACCUUCUUGCGAGCUGCCAGGCCGCUCAGACUGCAGGAGCUUCUGUUGUUAGCAUGCCACGGUACAUGGCUAUAGCGACCAACGAGCAAAUUUCAGAUGCAGUCAACGGGACUAUGAAUGCUGCUCGUGCUGCUCUUAUUCUCUCACUGACCAUCAUGGAGACUAUCAUCAACUUCCUCGUCGACAUCUACCGUUCAACCUUUCUCUGCUUCGUCGAGUUGAUCGUUCGGGGUGGAUUGUCGGUUCUCAUAAGCGCAGUUCAAGAUAUUUCAGACGCUAUCACGAGUACUCUGAACGAUCUUCGUACGACCAUUCAGAACGACGUCAGUUCGGUGAAUUCAGCCAUUCAGACUGCCAUCGACGCCAUCAACAAGGUCAACCCCUUUGACGAUAUCACCGCACCUCAGUUCAGCAUCCCUGAUCUCGAUGCUCUCUCGAACGUAACGAUUCCGACUGAUUUCGAGGAUACUUUGAUCUCGUUGAACAACUCGUUGCCGACCGUCUCGGAUAUCAAGAACGCUAUCAAUGGAUUACUCGACACGCCCUUCGAAGCCGUCAAGGCGGAUAUUAACAACACCUUCGCCGGGCUGUCCUUCAAUUCCUCCGCUCUUCCCGUUCCCGAACGUGCCACACUCUCAUUCUGUGACGACAUGGAUACCUCCGUCGUCGACGAUCUCGGACACGAUAUUCUCCAAAUCGCCAAGAUCGGCCUCAUCCUCGUCAUUGUCUGCAUCUUCCUCCUCCUUGCCGGCAACUGUCUCCUCGAAUGGUACAAAUGGCGCACCCUCAAGCAACACCUCCAAUACACCCGUGAAGCAUGGAUGUCUGACCCGACUAUCGCGCACAACAACAUGGACGCAGGAGCGCCCACCGUUCGCCUCUCGGACCACAACCUGCUCAUGCUCGGGGCCGAUUCCGCUCACCCACUCAUCACGCGACUGGCGAACCAAUUCUCUGCUUUCUUUCGCCUGAAACCACAGAGCCAUAUCAACCUCCGCUGGCUCCUCCAAUACGUCUUCCAUCCUCCAGCUCUAGCCUGCUUCCUCAUCGGCUUCUUCGGCAUUCUCUCCGUCGAGAUCCAGCUUAUUGCUAUCCAUCCCCUCGAGGCGAAGUAUCAGGCCCGUUCCGCUGCCGCCGUCUCCGAUUUCUCGAACACGGUAGCGACGUCCGUCAACCAGAGCAUGUACAACCAAUCCGCUUCCUAUGCCAACGACAUCAACUCCCGCGUCGACGCCAUCCAAACUUCGAUCAACGACGGUCUCUUCGGCUGGGUCAACGGCACGACGAGCACGCUGAACGACUCGCUCGUCACCUUCUAUUCCGACGUCCAGAACUUCGUGACCUUGAUCUUCAACGGGACGAUCCUCGAACAGCCCGCGCAGGAAUUCGUGCAAUGUCUCAUCGGGAGUAAAGUCGACGCUCUCGAAGAAGCCCUCACCUUCCUGCACGACAACCUGAACAUCAACAUUGCGAAAGUGAACGAAUCCGCGCUCGUGCUCUCCUCGGAUCAAGUCAACGAGGCGACGCAGCCCAUCGCUGCGGCUGCGAUUGGGGGCAAUGGGAGCGACAGCGACGGUCUGGUGGGGAAGUUGGUGAAUGCGUAUGUCGAGUCGUUGAAGAAGGAGAGGAUCAUGUUUGCGGUGUUUUUGGGGCUGUGGGGGUUGGUGGUGUUGAUGGGUCUGGCGGUGAUAUGGUGGCAUUCUUAUGGUGUUGAGUGGAAGGAAAGGAGGGAGAGGAGGAAAUGGAGGAUGGAGCAGAGGGAUGGCAUAAGGAGUAUCGUGGUUCCGUUUAAGGAGAAGGGUGGAGAGGAGCAUGGGCAUGGAAAGAGUAGCGUGGAGUUGCCAUCAUUUACUCCUUUGUCGUCACCGAAGGCGAAGGAGCAGGUUUUGGAGGACCAACAACGGAAGGGAAGAUCACGACACCCUCUUGGGAUGCUUCGCCCUCGGUUCGAGAAGAGCUUCGACAGUUUCUUCGACCAUCAUACGCCGACUCACGAGCAGCAACAGCCAAACCCUCCCGAGUCUCACUCUGAAUCCCCUCCCCGCGGCUUCCUCGCCAACAUAGGCCGAAAACGUUCCACUCCCCUCGCCACCCCUAGCCCUUACACCUCUCACGAAGAUCUCGAGAAGUCUCAUUCCGCAGAAGAGACAGGAGGACCCAACGACCAACGUCCCAAACCCUCCUGGUUCAAAUCCUUCUUCAACUUCUCAUCCUUCUCUUCCGGUGGCGAGUCAUCCUCAGACCCUCUCCCCUCGAGCAACGACAGCAUCGUUCCCCGUCGUCGUCCCAACCUCCAGAUCUCCACCUCCCACUCCCAGGAGUCCUUCCGUGACGAUCCCAACAACAACCUCCCCGCGAUCGAACGUACCUCUCCCUCCGAAGACUCCCACUCUCACGUCCCACCUUCAGCCUGGUCCACCUCCGAUGACCCCGGCCAAACACCCAAAGCACCCCGCACCCUUCCUUGGCUCAACCCCAUCGCUCCCACCGAACCGAAGCCCGUGCCGAAGCCCAAGCCCAACUCGAAAGCCGUAAGCCCGCCUAUGGCACUCAGACCGAAACCGCGGCGCACGGCGAGUGUGCCAGAGGAUGUCGGUAAUUCGAUGAUCAUCGAUGCGGAUUCGCCUCUGCCGCCUAAGGUUGGUGGACCCAAUGGACAGAGGGAGAGCCAGCAGAUGUAUCCGCAGACGCAUUUGCCGGUGCCGUUGUAUCAUGGCAGGCCGGAUAUGGGGAGGUAUCCUGCACUUGUUCCUGUUCCGAAGCUUACUCAGGAGCAUCAGGUGAGGACGCAUCGGCCUCGUCAAUCGUUCGUUGGGUCUGCGCUGCCUCAGCAACCUGCUCCCGCUCCAGGGAGACCUCUCGUGCCAGGACCGCCUGGUCUGCAGGGCUCACAGAGGAGGGCCAGGGAGUCUUAUGAUCCGUUCUCGACGCCGUUUGACGAUAUACAUGAAGUCCCGAGGAAUCCUAAUAGGGCGUCGAAUCCGUUUGGUGAAGGUGCGGUAGCGAUGUAGUAUGUAUGUGCUCAUGCGUGUCUGGACACGCAUUUUUUUCUUCUACUGAGGUUUGAAGGUCAUGAGCUGUUUGACGAACACGUUAUGAUUGGUGUAUCUAUAUUGUUUCCACUUUUUGUCGUUUACUCAGUGGUUGUGGUUGGACUUACGAUACUAGCGUCUCUUCACUUUUCACAAUAAUUCUGCAUGGUUUAUCGACUGGACCAUUCUUCUCUUUAUCCUCUCUCAUUCACGAAACUCUGCUAUAGCAUUAGUCUACUGUACAUCGAGUGGUGCGCGGUUCUCUCAAUACGUACUGUAUUACUAUGGCUUCAAUUGAAGCCUUCCCGUCCUUACUGUAUCUUUCGAGUUGACGUAUGUUGUACGGCCUUCGGUGCUGCAAUAUAUAAUUGUU
Molecule: messenger RNA, 3680 nt
Organism: Stereum hirsutum FP-91666 SS1
Lineage: Eukaryota; Fungi; Basidiomycota; Agaricomycetes; Russulales; Stereaceae
Exons: 4
Coding region: 44-3286 (1080 amino acids)
Cellular component (GO): mating projection tip
Source: RefSeq, a predicted model, not a curated record